AUGGAGCAGCAAUCUUCAGCAACACGCUCACCUACUCGAGAAGAGCAACAACAGGCAAAUAGUGUGCCCAUCAAUCAGAAUCAACGUCCUCCAGUGAACUCUCAAGCAAUGCCGCAACCACAUAUGGUACACCCGUUUCGACCACUUCUUCCAGCUGGUUGGACUGAACAUCGUGCCCCCAAUGGAAUGUUUUAUUAUUAUAAUGCAUCAACUGGACAAAGUACCUGGGAAAGACCAAUAAUGCUUGCACCACCACCACCCAUGGGUGUUUCACCUAUGGGAGUACCUCAAUUAGUGCAUGGGGUACAUCCUUCUCCUUUUCAGUCCCACUCCAGCAUGAUGUCCAUGCCGAUGCUUCACCCAUCUACCAUGAAACAACAAACGACUAUGCAAGGGACAUCCCCACAACAAGCUCACUCCCCGAAAAAGGAGAAACGAAAAGAGAAGAAAAAGAAAGAAAAGGCCAAGGGAAAGAACGUAUUUAUUCCGAGACAAAUCGGCGAAACUUCAUGGUAUAUUGUAAAGACCACGGAAGGCAAUGAAUUUUACUAUAAUUCCGAUACGAAACAGUCGGUAUGGGAAGUUCCGGAAGAGGUUGCGGACGAAGUGAAAAAGAUUAAGGAGCAGGAACUGAUCGAGCAAUCAAAAGUUAGUGAAAAUGGUGGUUCAAAGAGAAAAAUAAACGAAACGGAGGAAGAUAAUGCCGGCGAAGAUCCUUCAUUGAAGAAAGCUCGAGGUACUGAAGAAGGACAUGAGGGGACAGAAUUGACUGCAGAUGAUAUUGCCUACCAACUUCAAUUUAUGGAAGAAGAAGAGUUGGAUGGAACCGAAGAAGCCGAAAAUAAUCACGACAUCAAUACACGUAUUGAGGGAGAGAAUUUUAAUAGUUUACUUAAAGACAUGAAUGUUUCACCAUUUGCCGUGUGGGAGAAGGAGCUACCGAGAAUAAUACAUGAUCCUCGAUAUACAAUAAUUUCCACUUUGAAGCAACGAAAAGAAAUAUUUGAUGAGUAUUGUAAAGAAAAAGUUGUCGAAAUGAGAGCAGAAAAGAAGAAAAAAGCAAAGACUCGCUCUGCUCAAGAGGAAUUCGAGAAAUUACUUGAAGAUGAGGUUUCACUUGGAACUCACUGGGAUGAUUUUCGCAGGAAAUUUAAGCGGGAUCCGAGAUUCAAAGGUUACGACAAUGAAAAAGACAAGGAAAAAAAAUUUCGAGAGCACGUAAAAUAUUUGAAAGAUAAGGAAGCAAAGAAAAGAAAAGCACAACAAAAAAGAGCAGAAAAAGAGUUUAUAGAGCUAUUGCAAGAGACUAGAGAGAUACAGUACGAUUCCAGUUGGCGAAAGGUAAAACGAAUAAUUGAUGAAGACCAUCGAUAUGAGGCACUAGAAUCGGAAGAUCGAGAACGAUUGUUUCGAGAGUAUUGUCGAAAGUUAGAGGCGGAAGAUGAAGAGGAGAUGGCCAAAAGAGAGGAGGAACGUAAGCAGAAAGAACGAAAAACCAGAGAGGAGGCUAGCUUAAGAAAAAGAGAAGCAGAAGUUCGACGGGAAUUAAGUUUUCACAAUCGGAGUAAAGAUCUUGUGAAAAAAACCGCACUACACGACGAAGCAGUAUUAGAAUUUCAAGGUUUAUUGAUCGAUAUGAUUCGAAGUCACCAGGUUACAUGGGAGGAGAAAAGGCCUGAACUAGAACGAGACCCACGCUUUCACAAUGAAAGCCUCGCGCUUGCAGAUAAGAUUAGCCUUUUCGAAGACCAUCUCACAGAUAUCUACCAAAAACGUUUAAAAGCAUACCAUGAGCUUCUAGAUCAACAUGUAAAAUUGGACACUACAUGGGUUGAGCUACAAUCCAUCGUAAAAGACGAUCCACGCGCGGUCAGACUCUCUAAACAAGAAUCUGUAUUGGAACCGUUAUUUGAAAAAUACCUCGAGUCUCGGAUACAAAAGGCCACCGCCGAAUUUAAACAACUGCUGCAUGAGAACCAAUUCGUCGAAUAUCGUGCUAGAAUGGUGAAGCUUUCGGAAGAUGGCGCAACUGACGAGACUGGCGCCGGCAAAGAGAAAGCACCUGGGUUGACUAUCGAGGAGAUACACGACGUUUUAAAAGAUGACCAAAGAUACUUGAUUUUAAAUCCUAUGCCCGAACUUCGAGAGACCAUCAUCAAAGAAUAUCUAGAAAAUAUCGAAACUCCGAGUCUUACUGUUCAUCAAGGAAGAGACUAG
Molecule: messenger RNA, 2217 nt
Organism: Ambispora leptoticha
Lineage: Eukaryota; Fungi; Glomeromycota; Glomeromycetes; Archaeosporales; Ambisporaceae
Source: the annotation of a GenBank genome assembly